Messenger RNA from Aspergillus vadensis CBS 113365, 1047 nucleotides. RefSeq lists its product as uncharacterized. The coding region runs from base 316 to 963 and encodes 215 amino acids. Gene Ontology annotation, molecular function: protein binding. NCBI's taxonomy places the organism in Eukaryota, Fungi, Ascomycota, Eurotiomycetes, Eurotiales, Aspergillaceae. The transcript has a single exon. The record is from RefSeq and is a predicted model, not a curated record.
CUAUGAUCAUAUUUGCCAAGUCCUUGUGGAUUGUGGCGCAGACAUCAACCGACUGAUAGAGGUCGACGAUUGGGAAACGUGGGAUCCCGCUAUUGCAACUGAUGCAUUGACUGGAGCUACUAUGUCUGGCAAUGUUGAAACAGUCGAGCUACUUCUAUCUAAUGGGGCUCAUAUCAGAGGUAGCGCUCUGGCAUACUCUCUGACUGGAGUGGAGGGUGGGCCCUCUGAUAAACACCGUGAAAUCUGUAACAUUCUGAUUGAGCACGGGGCUGACAUGAAUCCAGAUCUUGGGGGUUUUUUAAUACACCGCUCGCCAUGGCGCUCUAUAAUGGCUGGCUGGAUAUUGCUAGAUGCAUGAUCAGUAAGGGUGCCCGAAUUGAGCCGAGUGAUCCUACUUGCCCUUUAGCAGGUAAUAUUUUGGUCGCAGCAGUUUCCAGCGUGGACAUGACUCGUGAAAUUCUAGGUAUUGGUCUUGCAGUUGAUUCUCCGAUCGCAGCUGUUCACCAAUGGGCUUGGGAGAUGGAUGGCGAUGCCUGCAACUUUACUACAGCCCUCCAAGCCGCAGCAUACCAUGGACAUGUUGAGACCGUGGAACUUUUACUUGCAAAUGGUGCCAAUCCAAACGUCCUUGGCCCACCAUACCGAAGCACCUUGUUUUCUCUUUUCGCAGGAACCUGUUAUGCCAUAGAAAACAUUGGGCCCGAGUCACACGAAAAGACAGCGAAGAAAGCCUAUAAUCUAUCCGUGAGAGACAAGACAGUCCAGAUCUACAAAAAUCUGCAGGAGCGAGGUGUCCAAAAUGUCAUCCCAUGGGGCUCUCUGAAUUACGGCGCGUUUCGUACAUGCGUGCGCGGGAUCAAAUAUUCAUCAAUCAGGACUGCUAAUGCUAUGACUCGCUCAAUCGACGAGGAAAUUUUUGCCAUUCUCUCCGGAGGAACCUUCUGCACAGUUGUGCGCAGUUAGAGAAAUGAAAUUCUCUUGACGGAAUAACCAUCAGCGUUGGAAACCGAUCGAGAAAACCUCCCGUGUUCUAUGAAUUAAGGGUAC